Molecule: messenger RNA, 1557 nt
Organism: Mesitornis unicolor (brown roatelo)
Lineage: Eukaryota; Metazoa; Chordata; Aves; Mesitornithiformes; Mesitornithidae
Product: solute carrier family 2, facilitated glucose transporter member 3
Exons: 10
Coding region: 1-1497 (498 amino acids)
Biological process (GO): D-glucose transmembrane transport
Cellular component (GO): membrane
Source: RefSeq, a predicted model, not a curated record
AUGCCAGAGAUCAGCAAAAGCUUUUCUAAAAUCACAGCACCCCUUAUCUAUGCUGUUUCCAUUGCUGCUAUUGGAUCUCUCCAGUUUGGGUACAACACUGGUGUCAUCAAUGCUCCUGGGAAGAUCAUCCAGAGUUUCUUCAACCGAACCCUGUCAGAACGGAGCGGGAGUGCUGUCUCCCCAGAGCUCCUUACUUCUUUGUGGUCCCUUUCUGUGGCCAUCUUCUCAGUAGGAGGAAUGAUGGGCUCCUUUUCAGUCAGCCUGUUUGUCAACAGAUUUGGCAGGAGGAACUCCAUGCUGCUGGUGAACAUCUUGGCCUUUGCUGGUGGUGCUCUCAUGGGCUUCUCUAGGCUGGCAAGCUCAGUGGAGAUGCUGAUUCUUGGCCGCUUCAUUAUUGGCAUCUUCUGUGGUCUCUCCACUGGUUUUGUGCCCAUGUACAUCAGUGAAGUCUCACCCACUAGUCUCCGUGGAGCCUUUGGCACCCUCAACCAACUGGGCAUUGUUGUGGGCAUCCUAGUGGCCCAGAUCUUUGGUCUGGAGGAAAUCAUGGGGUCUGAAAGACUUUGGCCACUGCUUUUGGGGUUCACAAUCCUUCCAGCAAUCCUACAGUGUGUGGCUCUCCUUUUCUGCCCUGAGAGCCCCCGUUUCCUCUUGAUCAACAAAAUGGAGGAAGAGAAAGCACAAGCAGUUCUCCAGAAGCUUCGUGGCACACAAGAUGUGUCUCAAGACAUCCAGGAAAUGAAAGAAGAGAGUGCUAAAAUGUCCCAAGAGAAGAAAGCCACUGUGCCAGAGCUCUUCCGUUCUCCAAACUACCGUCAAGCCAUUAUCGUUGCCAUCAUGCUGCAACUCUCCCAACAGCUCUCAGGCAUCAAUGCUGUAUUCUAUUAUUCUACAGGGAUUUUUGAACGAGCUGGUAUCACACAGCCAGUGUAUGCCACCAUUGGAGCUGGUGUGGUAAACACCAUCUUCACUGUUGUGUCGCUGUUCCUGGUGGAGCGUGCAGGGCGCAGGACCCUCCACUUAGUUGGUUUGGGUGGCAUGGCUGUGUGUGCUCUUCUUAUGACCAUCGCUUUAGCUCUGAAGGUGAACUGGAUCAAAUACAUCAGCAUUGUUGGCAUUUUUGGCUUUGUGGCUCUUUUUGAGAUUGGCCCUGGCCCCAUCCCCUGGUUCAUUGUGGCAGAACUCUUCAGCCAGGGCCCACGUCCUGCAGCCAUGGCAGUGGCUGGUUGUUCCAACUGGACCUCUAAUUUCUUGGUGGGAAUGCUGUUCCCCUAUGCAGAGAAACUAUGUGGCUCUUAUGUCUUCCUCAUCUUCUUCAUUUUCCUGGUCAUCUUCUUCGUCUUCACAUUCUUCAAAGUGCCUGAGACCAAAGGCAGGACUUUUGAAGACAUCUCCAGGGGCUUUGAAGGACGAGCAGGAGCCAGUUUACCAUCGCCUGUAGAGAAGAACCCCAUGGUGGAGCUGAACAGUGUACAACCUGACAAAGAAGCUGCCUAAGAUACCUCUUCUUUGACUCCUGCAUUAUUAAAGGGUCAUUAAAGGAAUGAGUAAAGAAAA